AUGGGAACAAAUAAAAAUGCCAAUACUCUUAAUCGAAAAUUACUAAAGAGGAGCUGGACGAUUGAUAUCGACCCACUAUAAAAACCAAAUAAGUAAAGAGGUCUAAAAUCAAAAGUAAAAUUACUUUUAUUUUGUCUAUGUGGCUACAUAUAAGCUGAUUGUAAUAGAUAUUAGGUACAUAAAAAAGUAAUAAUAUCUUAUCUUUUUGUCAAAUUUUUUGGUAAUCACAAGGAUUCCCAAGAUAAACACACCAGAAACUGCUAAAGAAAUAAUCAAAAAAACAUGCUAGCCAUCAAUCAAAUAAAGGAUAAAAAAGUAAAAGCAUAAAAGCAUAAUGACUAUUUCUAUAAUGCGAAAGUAGUGAAGUCUGUAUUUGCUCAUCUCCAUUUCAUAUAAAUCUUCAAAUUCUUGGUUGGAGAAAGUCAAGGUCCAUCGAUUAAAUUGUAAUUUAUUCAUAAAUAUAUCUACUUUGGGAAGAAUUUAACAUUAAAUGCCGAAGCAUUUCUGUUAAUUUUUGUACUCUUAAGUGAAAUUUCGAGUGAAUUCUCAUAUUUUCAAAUCCUUUUCACUUUACUUUUUCUUCAAAAAAGAGUUAAUUUCAAACCAAUAAAAUUACUUAAUAUAACAGAAUAAGUUCAUUAGGAUAAUAGACCAUAUUGUUACUAUGUUACAUUAAAUGUAUGA
This is a messenger RNA of Paramecium tetraurelia, 684 nucleotides long. RefSeq lists its product as uncharacterized. The record is from RefSeq and is a predicted model, not a curated record. The transcript has a single exon. NCBI's taxonomy places the organism in Eukaryota, Ciliophora, Oligohymenophorea, Peniculida, Parameciidae.